AUGCAGCUGUCGAUGGUUUGUUUGUUGGUCAGGGUGACAAUGUCUGCCUUGGUUUAUGCAAGUGCGCUGCAGCAAUGCAUGCAGUCGAGUAAGUAUGGUUCGCAUUACGGAAUUGCUCCUCUUGGAUAUUCUUACAAGUCCUUUGUUGCCGAUCUCCUUGUAACAUGUUACCGCGCCUGUCAACAAGAGCCGUCUUGUCAAAGUUUGAACUACAACUUGGCAAACAGAAUUUGUGAGUUCAACAGUUUCGCUAAACGCCCCGACGAUUUGGAGGACAAGCUGGAUAACUUCGUUUAUGCUGUGAACUUCAAUCGGAAAGUUGAAGGUAGGUCAGGGCGUACACCGCCCCCCCUCCCUGGACUGAUGCCAGUCCAUCGCAGGAUUACUUCCUCCCACUAUGUCUCCGGUACCCUUUUAUACUCCUGGGUGAAGAGAGACAAAGUGGAAUAAAGGCUCCUUGUCUAAGAAAACAACGCGACGGGCGAUGCUUGAGCCCCGAACUUCCAGAUCGGAAGUUCAAAGUGUUAACCGCUACGCCACACACGCAUCCAUGCACAUAGAGGGGCGGAUCUAGGGGGAGGGUGCAGGGGGUGCGCACCCCCCCCCCCCUGAGAUGACCUGCGGUUUUCUAAUACAACUGGUAUUCUGCAAAAACUAUGUGGUUUAUUGGUGUUGAAGUAGACCAAGAGACGAGUGCACCCCCUCUUAAAAAAAAUCCUGGAUCCGCCCCUGACAUACCCGACCGCGGCAAGCCUUAUCAACGUUUAAAACGCCUUAAUUCAACACUCCUUUUAUGAGUUUAUAAUGUAUCAGCUAGUUCUGUUAAAAGAAAUUUCGAUGCUUGGAGAAAAGGGCGAAUACUAUAACCCGGAGAGUCAAGAGUCGGAACUUUCCGGUGUUUGAAUUCUUCUUCUUUAAAAAAAUUUGAAUUAUUGCAUUUUUUUGUCAUUGAAUCUUUUACAAAAAGGUCUGAAAGGUGAUUAAUUUUCUUGACUUCAUGUUGGACCAGGCUGGUGAUAUCUGAUAAAAAUACAUGCAUUCAUGAUCAGUACACCUGGAUUGAAGUACAUGCUUAAGUCAGGGCGACACUGCAAAACAGCCCUUAUUCAUGCCUAGGAUAACCCUCGGACGUACAAGCAAAUUCAUAUCCCCACCGUGGUACCGGGGGGGGGGGGGUGGAUGGAAUCCCCCCCCAGAGUUUUUGAUAUGUUGCAGUAUUUCGAAACGAUUUUGCCGUAAGUGGAAAGCCUGUGAUUUUCUCAACAAGACAAGGUAUAUUUUAUGGAUGGUGGAGCUGCUGGAGGCUUGUGACGUCACCAACAAUGGUUGCCAUCUUGGAUUUUGCCAAGAACUAGAAAUCAGGUUAAAAUCGGGAUAAAUGGUCACUUUUUGUGCUUAACUUAUAAAUAAGUACUUUGUAUCAUUCCAUCCAGAAGUUUUACUUUUAUUGUUGAAAAAAGAAAAAUGAAUAAACAGGCAUUUUCACUCAAAAAUGGCAUGGCCACCUGCUACUUAUGACGUCAUAUCUCGUAACCAUAGUAACUGACCAUCAUUAAACUUAUCUGGGAAAAAGAAAUAAAAGAACCUCAGAGGGGGUUGACAGCUACAUCCUCCCCCACUUGUACGGCCGAGGGUUACGUCUUAACGAAUACGUAACUUAGAAACUGCAUGCAAGAAAUUCCAUGCCGUAGAGUAGACGUAUCGAGACCUCCUCUCGCAAGCGCGCGAGCACUAAAUCUCCGCAUACAUCUUGGGUGGUCGCUGACGAGAGGUUUGACUGUAUUUUUGCGCCUUAUGACAUGUACAAUUAGUUUCCCAAAUUAUAUGUUUUUGUUUAAUAUAUAGACAAAUGGAUAAAACUAAGAAACCAGACGCCACAAGUCUGUUUUGGUGCGAAACAUAACCAGUUUGGCAGGUUUUGGAUCCCUUUCACUGGGUUUUUGGUCAGAGUGAAACUGGUUCAUUUGUCUGGUUUGAUUCGGUGUUCACGGUGGACAAGAUGGUUUAAUUGGGGAUGCAAACGAGGGAAAAUCCUCACAGUGAUAACGAAUUCGUCUGAUUCUAUCUUGCUGCCUCGCAGAGAAAAAGGAUCCAUACUCAACGGCUUCGAAAUUCCAGGAUACUUUCCAACAUCCCCCCAGCUGGUCUUCCCUGAUAUUCAGCCUCGUUUGCCAGUAGUUUUAGGCCAAGAGAUGCGCAUUUGGAAUACCGAGGAUCUGCUUGUGCCGAAGUGGACGGGAGACAACUUUGGAUCUGUUUGUGUCGACGUUUAUGUUACGAUAAACCUAUGGUAA
Messenger RNA from Porites lobata, 2294 nucleotides. The record is from the annotation of a GenBank genome assembly. Lineage: Eukaryota; Metazoa; Cnidaria; Anthozoa; Scleractinia; Poritidae.